This is a messenger RNA of Tarenaya hassleriana, 438 nucleotides long. RefSeq names its product classical arabinogalactan protein 6-like. NCBI's taxonomy places the organism in Eukaryota, Viridiplantae, Streptophyta, Magnoliopsida, Brassicales, Cleomaceae. The transcript has a single exon. Bases 1 to 438 code for a protein of 145 amino acids. The record is from RefSeq and is a predicted model, not a curated record.
AUGGAUCGGCAAUUUACAGUAGUUGUCGCCAUGAUGUUAUUGGCAGUGAGCAGCGCCUUGGCAGCGGAAGCACCAGCAGGAUCACCAAAGAAGGCUCCAUCGCCAACAGCCGCACCCACAAACGCUCCAUCGGCUCCGACUAAGUCUCCGGCCGCCGCGCCGAAGGCAUCCUCCUCCUCGCCCUCCCCUUCCCCAGAGGCUUACUCCCCCGAUGGUUCCUCCGACGAUGACGACUACACUCUCUCCCCCGUCGACGGCGGCGACGGAGACACCAUCUCCUCCCCACCGGCUCCCACCCCCGACUCCUCCGUCUCCGACGGGCCCGCCGAGGCACCCAUCGAAUCCGCCCCCGAGAAGGCCGCUGCCUCUACCCUCAACCUCUCCUUCGCCGGCUCCAUCGCUGCCGCUGCCUCUGGCUUCUUCUUCUUCUCCUUCUAA